AUGAACAUGAAUAUGGAUCCGAACGCCAUGAGCCCGUGGUUCACGGCUCCAGAGGGCGAGUACCCGCCCAUGAACGCGCAGCCCACACACCCGAACAGCAACAACAGCGGAGCAGGCUUUCAUCCGGCGCCAGGCUCGUCCAAUGGUCUCAGCGGGACCGUCGGCUCCAACGCCGGCUAUUAUGAUGACGACGGCGGCGACGACGAGUUCGCCAACGAGCCACCGCUUCUGGAAGAACUGGGCAUCAACUUCGACCACAUUUGGGCCAAGACGGUGUCUGUGCUGCUCCCUACCAAGCAGAUUAAUGAGCACAUUCUAGACGACGCGGAUCUGGCAGGACCGCUCGUCUUCUGCUUCCUCUUCGGCGUUUGUCUGCUACUGGUACGCUAA
Messenger RNA from Phytophthora infestans T30-4, 390 nucleotides. RefSeq lists its product as uncharacterized. The coding region runs from base 1 to 390 and encodes 129 amino acids. Lineage: Eukaryota; Oomycota; Peronosporomycetes; Peronosporales; Peronosporaceae. The record is from RefSeq and is a predicted model, not a curated record. Gene Ontology annotation, cellular component: trans-Golgi network. Gene Ontology annotation, biological process: endoplasmic reticulum to Golgi vesicle-mediated transport; vesicle fusion with Golgi apparatus. The transcript is spliced from 2 exons.